UCUUUCAAAAAGAAAGAAAGUAAAACUAAAUACAAUGCAGUACACAUGUGGACUGCACCGCGGCUUAUGGCCAAAAAGUGCGGUCCAUAUGUCCAUUAUCGUCAAUGGAUUAAUAAAGGCUCGUGCGCCAUAGCUGCAAUGCAGUUGCUUUUCUAUGCUACUGUGUUCUUAGGAUCGGUUGUGGAGACAGCCGAAUUUGGUCUCAAAGGCAAGUCAUUCGACCUUAAUGGCGAAAACUUGCUGAAGCACUGGAUUUCGCGAAGCGGACACGGACGAGUGGUCGUGGCUAUCGGCAAUGGUAAGGCGUCAUUUGAGACACAGAUGGCCGUCGCAGAGAUGAUACGCAGCGGGAAGUUCAUGCCAAAAGAUGUGAAAUUCUGCACUGUACCCGAAAAUGGCGCUUCCAAAUACAGUGUUACCCCUUUGGCAGAGCAAGAUUUGCCGAAUAUGCCACCAACUCAGAGAAGUGCCGUUUCGAUUGGACGUCGUCUUAUUGAUCCGAUGGCUGAGUACGUAAAAAUUGAACCGAAGCAUCUCGGUAUGGGUAUGUAUCAGCACUCCGUAAAUACGAAAAGGCUGUCGGAGACACUGGAGCUGGUUGUAAGGGAGUGCGUCUCAAUGCGUGGUGUAGAUGUGAACUUGGCCUCUGUGCAACUUCUAGAAAAAGUAUGUGGCUUGAAUAAAAAGACUGCUGCUGGUUUGGUGGCUCUCCGAGAGAAGAUGGGGCGCAUUCAGUCUCGCGAAGAUAUCAGGAAAGUGAAAGGUCUUGGUAUGAAGUCGUUCGAGCAGUGUGCAGGUGAACAUCAGUAUUAUUAUUCGUGUUCUAUUUUUUCUUUUUUUACACACUUCAAUUAUAGGUUUUUCUGUCCCAAAGGUGAAACUUUUCCUCUUCCUCCUCUGUAA
This is a messenger RNA of Haemonchus placei, 903 nucleotides long. Lineage: Eukaryota; Metazoa; Nematoda; Chromadorea; Rhabditida; Trichostrongylidae. The record is from the annotation of a GenBank genome assembly.